AAUUGAUUGAGCAGCUAUGACGACGGAGCCACCACCAAUGCCACUUUCCGGCGAGGAAGCCGCCACCUUAUCGGCUUUGGACUUAGAAACAGCACCUCAACCACCCGCACCUCCCCUAAAAAAGAAGCGAAACCUCCCUGGAAUGCCAGAUCCGGAUGCUGAGGUGAUUGCUUUGUCGCCAAAGACGCUGUUAGCGACGAACCGUUUCGUGUGCGAGAUCUGCAACAAGGGGUUCCAGAGGGACCAGAAUCUCCAGCUCCACCGGCGGGGACACAACCUCCCGUGGAAGCUCCGGCAGCGUGCCACCAAGGAGGUACGAAAGAGGGUGUACGUGUGCCCCGAACCUUCGUGUGUCCACCACAAUCCUUCCAGGGCGCUCGGCGACCUCACCGGCAUCAAGAAGCACUUCUGCAGAAAGCACGGCGAGAAGAAGCUCAAAUGCGAACGUUGCUCAAAGAAAUACGCCGUUCAGUCCGAUUGGAAGGCACACAUGAAGACCUGCGGAACCAGAGAGUACAGAUGCGGUUGCGGAACCUUGUUCUCUAGGAGGGAUAGCUUUGUUACGCAUAGAGCUUUUUGCGAUGCGUUAGCUGAAGAGAGUGCUAAGGCUCAAACCCUAAGCACUGAUGACAAGGACGGUGUUGGUGCUGGUGUGACUGCGGCUUCUUCUUCAUCGCCGCCGCAGCCGCCGCUUACUCCGUCGACUUCGGUGGUGUCUCCGACUCUGUCAAUUCAGAGCUCAGAAAUUCCGGAAAAUGCGACGAGGCUGUCACCGCCAACAACGUGUGUUGCGAAAGCUGUGACAACUAGCACUGUUCUUGCAACUGUGUUGGCAUCCUCAGCCGGAGCAGCAGCACCAUCAACCACCUCAUUCCCCAACGUCACGGCAGCCACGUCACUCUCCCUCUCCGUGCCACUCUAUCUCUCCAACAACGUUAACGACCCUCGCCAUCACUACACUGCAUGUCCACAGCCAUCAACAACAGCUGCACUGUCUGCCACCGCAUUGCUCCAGAAGGCAGCUCAAAUGGGUGCAGCUUCUUCCAACACGUCGCUUCUUCGAGGUUUAGGCUUAGCCACGUCAUCUACGGGAUAUCAUCCUCAAGACGAGAGCGGCAUUGACAACCCAAUAAUGCAAUGGAACAUGAGCAGCCAUGUGAAGCAAGAGAAUCCGAGUUUGGCAGAUCAUAACCUUGGGCUUGGACUUCCAUGUGGGGAUCCGGGUUUUGCAGAUGUGAUGAUGGGGUCCCCUCCCAUGACCCGGGAUCUUCUUGGUCUUGGAAUCGGUGGCAAUGGCGGUGAUAAUGUUAGCAGGGGUGGUCUUUCUGCUUUAUUAACCUCUUUUGGAGGGAACUUCGAUUCAUCUGGAGAUGCAGGUGGAGUUCGCCACCAGUAGAAUAUGUUGAUGUGGCUCGCCGCGCUUUUUUUGGUGACGAGAAAUCAACUCUACUCUUGUAUAUCCUUUGAGCUUUCCCAGUCAGAAAAAUGACGGGUAAAGACAAAAAGUCACACUUAUAUUAAUCUCACGUCACAUGUAGUAUACAAACCUCUUUUUCGGGAUAUAAUUAUUGUAUGCCCAAGUGUUUUGUACUUUUGUCUUUCUCUGUAAUGAGUGUUUUAAUUUGGUUCCUUACCCCUUCUUGGUAGAUCAACGGACAAUUAAAAUUGUAGAAAAAUGAUGAAAUAUGACAUGGGAUAAUGUAGAACUGAGCUACUGUAACUAUACGCCUUAGAUGAAGGAAAAUAUUUUGUACA
Messenger RNA from Arachis duranensis, 1755 nucleotides. RefSeq names its product zinc finger protein ENHYDROUS. Gene Ontology annotation, cellular component: nucleus. NCBI's taxonomy places the organism in Eukaryota, Viridiplantae, Streptophyta, Magnoliopsida, Fabales, Fabaceae. Gene Ontology annotation, molecular function: DNA-binding transcription factor activity. The transcript has 4 exons. Bases 17 to 1396 code for a protein of 459 amino acids. The record is from RefSeq and is a predicted model, not a curated record.